Messenger RNA from Helianthus annuus (common sunflower), 2191 nucleotides. RefSeq names its product SPX domain-containing protein 1. Gene Ontology annotation, biological process: cellular response to phosphate starvation. Lineage: Eukaryota; Viridiplantae; Streptophyta; Magnoliopsida; Asterales; Asteraceae. Bases 1074 to 1985 code for a protein of 303 amino acids. The transcript is spliced from 3 exons. The record is from RefSeq and is a predicted model, not a curated record.
CAUUUGAGAGAAUACAGUUUGAGAGAAUACAAAGCAUCCAAAAAUGCAUCUCUACAAGUAAGAAUCGCACUUUCAUGUUAUAGUCGCUUGAAAAGAUAAAAACCGUCAAAUUAAAUAUGUUAUAUGUUUUUUUAAAACAGCUUAACCGGUUAAAAGUUUUCAUUUUCUUAAUUACUAAUUACUCAUGUAAGAGACUCAUGGUGCUACUAAACCAACAUUCAAAAAAUAUAAAGGCGGCUUAGAGUGUUGCGAAAGAUGUACAAUGAGGUUUUUUCAACGUUUGUAAAUAGAUUAUCAAUUCAUGAUGAUAAUCUUAUUAUUUUCUUUUGUAUUGUUGUGUGUGUUAGUGAAGAUGGACAUGUUUGUUAAUAGAGUUAUCAAUUCAUGAUGAUAACCUUAUUAUUUUCUUUUGUAUUGUUGUGUGUAUUUUUUUAUAUUCAACAAAAUAUAAACUCUAUUCAAUUUAAUCCGAGAACUACCACACUUGAAAGGAAUUAAACCAAAGAUAUUCUCGUACAACCAAAAGAAUAUCCCCCUUUCGUCCCUCCGCAUAUGCUUCCCCUCUUGAUAUCAUUUUACACCCACCACUUUCCCCUUCAUAAAACCUCAACUUCACUCACACACCCAUUUCAUCAAACCCCAAAUUAUUCAUACCAUCUCAUCAAAUUCCCCCCAAAAAAACGUCAAGAAAUUCAAGAAAAUCAUACCCAUUUCAUCAAAUCACCAAAAAACUUCAAGAAAUCAAGAAAACUUCCAUACCCAUCUCACUAAAUACCAAAAAAACUUCAAGAAAUCAAGAAAAGAUUCAUACCCAUCUCUUCAAAUCCUCAAAAACCUUCAAGAAAUCAACAAAGUUUCAUACUUUCUUCAAGAUAUCAAGAAAAUAUUCAUACCCACCUCAUCCAUUCCCCAAAAAACUUCAAGAAAUCAAGAAAAGAUUCAAACUUCUUCAAAAAUCAAGAAAAAGAUUCAUACCCAUCUCAUCAAACCACACAAAAGCUUCAAGAAAUCAAGAAAAUUUUCAAACUUUCUUCAAGAAACCAAGAAAAGAUUCAUACCCAGUUGAAAAAGGCAUGAAAUUUGGCAAGAGUUUGAGCAACCAGAUCGAACAAACCUUGCCGGAGUGGAGAGAUAAGUUUUUAUCUUAUAAAGAACUCAAGAAACGGUUGAAACUAAUCAACCCACAAGAAAAAUCCGGUGAUGUUUGCAACAGGGAGGCUAAAAGACCAAGAUUGACCGGCGCCGGCGCCGGUGCCGGUGCCGGAGAUGGGACGUUGGUUGACGGCGGAGGAAUGUCUAAAGAGGAGGUUGAUUUUGUUGAGUUGUUGGAGAAAGAGAUUGAGAAGUUUAACUUGUUCUUUGUUGAGAAAGAAGAAGAGUAUAUCAUCAAAUUGAAGGAACUGCAAGACAAUGUGGCAAAGGCGAAGGAUUCGACCGAAGAGAUGAUAAAGAUACGAAAAGAAAUGGUCGAUUUCCAUGGAGAAAUGGUUUUGUUGGAAAAUUAUAGCGCGCUUAACUACACUGGAAUAGUAAAGAUUUUGAAGAAAUACGAUAAGAGGACCGGAGCGGUUCUUCGUUUACCCUACAUUCAAAAAGUCCUACAACAACCAUUCUUCACCACCGACUUGGUUUACAAGCUCGUGAAAGAGUGUGAGGCGUUGCUAGACCGUCUCUUCCCUCUGACCGAACCUUCAGUAGAUGAAGUUUGUGGCAAUGGUGGUGCUAACACCAGUGCCACCAUGUUGGCCCCCAGCACAUCAAACUGUGGUGAGACAACCACAGGAGUUGUGGGGGCCAAAGAAUUUGUUGAGCUCGAGUUCAUGAAGAGCUUAUACACAAAAAGCACCAUUUCCGCCCUACAGGUUUUGAAAGAAAUAAGAAGCCGAAGCUCCACGGUUAGCGUGUUUUCAUUGCCGCCAAUGCAAGUAAACAUAUUGGAGGAAACUUGGAACAAGUUUCCGGUGCUUGAACAAUUAGCAAAAUAGGAAGGGGAAGUGAUAUUAUUUUGUGUACUUUUUGGUUUUUAUGGUUGUAACUUGUAUUCGAUAUUAACUACUAUUGUAAAAUACAUAGAUAUGAAGCUUUAAGUAUAAACCAUACGAAUAUUCCUCAGCUUGGUUAUAAUCGAGUUGUUGGGUUAGGUCUUUUUUUAAACAUAAGAUAAAAUCAACAUAUGAAUUUCUUAUUUUUA